CAACGCACGACUCUGCAGUUCAACAUUUAGACUCCACUUUGACAGAAGUGAUCAUAUCUGUCGAGUGAGUAACUGUUUAAGGAUCCUUUGAUUAAAGGACUCAUCAAAAUGUUGGAAGCGUCAAUGACAUGGAUCCUUUUGACGAUAUUCCUCGCGGCUGGUAACGUCUCCUCUGCCGAGGUGUUUCCCGGCGACGUCUGCUACGCUGGUGAGACACCAAAUGUGUCCGAUUCUCUGGCCAAGCUACCAAGUAGUUGUUGUCAGGAAAUGACUACUAAUGAGUGUGCUGCUGCCCACAACGGCCAAUGCAUGUUCAAAUGGCUGACGGGACCGUGUGAUUAUACCGCCGACGUUUGCACUUCUUCCUGGUUCUGCACUUGCUGUGGAUCAUGUACGGAAGUGAACACCAAUAGCCAAUGUAAAAUGUCAGGAGGACGAUGCUCCAAAACGUGCAACCCCACCGAAUACCACGCUGGGUGGAUCCCUUGUCAUAGUGGAUGCUGCAAGUGUUGUAUGAACAAAUGCGAUGAAAAAACCUGCGUCAAUGGCAUAGGAUAUUGUUCUCCCGACGGAAAAUGCAACACCGGAUAUUACCCCAGUACAAGUGAAUUCUGCAAAGGCUUCGGUUGUACUUGUUGUGUCCCUUGUGGUGAUAGUAAAUUUUGCGCCAUGAAUCAAGGAUUCUGUGAGUGGAACCAAAGAGAGUGUCCUGUCGGAUACCUAUCUGCGAGCGGCCCGUGCUGUCCUGACCGCAAUUGCAGAUGCUGCUACCAAGGGAAACUCACUGCUACACCAUUGGAGUGUGCUGCUGUUUAACUAAUAAGAAGAGACACGAACGAACAACAGCACCAACAACGGCGGCGCAACAACAGGAAAUGAGUCAAAGCAAAAGAAGCUACAUUGCCAUGAAUUCGUUUUACUGUCAUGUUUUCCUCAUUGGCACAUUGAAUCUUCCUUCAUGAA
This is a messenger RNA of Macrobrachium nipponense, 963 nucleotides long. Its product is annotated as cadmium metallothionein-like. NCBI's taxonomy places the organism in Eukaryota, Metazoa, Arthropoda, Malacostraca, Decapoda, Palaemonidae. Bases 109 to 816 code for a protein of 235 amino acids. The record is from RefSeq and is a predicted model, not a curated record. The transcript has 7 exons.